AUGCCGGCACUGUCGAUGCUUUUAGAUAACCCAGCAUUUAAGAGAGGGAUCAAUAUCUCAUAUGCUAUUAUUUACGUUAGAUCUGUAGAGGAGCAUCGAAGGAAAAUGUCAAAUCAGAAACAAGGAGAGGAAGCUAUGGUCUCUAGCUUCAAUGACACUGGAUAUGAAGAGAAAGAGGAAGUAAGCAAGGAUGAACCCGGUUUUAGCCUUAAAAGCAUCCUUUGGCAUGGUGGGUCUGUGUAUGAUGCCUGGUUUAGUUGUGCUUCAAAUCAGGUUGCUCAGGUUCUGUUAACACUUCCGUACUCUUUCUCUCAAAUGGGGAUGCUUUCGGGCAUAAUUUUGCAGAUAUUUUAUGGUGUUCUUGGAAGUUGGACUGCUUACCUCAUCAGUGUUCUCUACGUUGAAUACCGAAGCAGAAAGGAGAAAGAAAAUGUCAACUUUAAGAAUCAUGUUAUACAGUGGUUUGAAGUGCUAGAUGGAUUACUGGGUCCAACUUGGAAAGCUGUAGGAUUGGCCUUCAACUGCACUUUUCUCCUGUUUGGUUCUGUGAUACAGCUUAUAGCCUGUGCAAGCAAUAUAUACUACAUAGAUGAUAAACUUGACAAGAGGACAUGGACUUAUAUUUUUGGAGCCUGCUGUGCCACGACUGUGUUCAUUCCUUCAUUUCACAACUAUAGAAUUUGGUCGUUUCUGGGACUUGGAAUGACCACCUACACUGCAUGGUAUAUGACUGUUGCAUCUCUUGCUCACGGCCAGGUUGAUGGGGUUACUCACUCGGGCCCAACAAGUGCAGUUCUUUAUCUCACAGGAGCCACCAAUAUCCUCUACACUUUUGGUGGGCAUGCUGUCACAGUGGAAAUUAUGCAUGCAAUGUGGAAGCCUCAAAAGUUCAAGUACAUAUAUCUACUUGCCACUCUUUAUGUGUUCACCUUAACACUUCCAUCUGCUGCUGCCACCUAUUGGGCCUUUGGCGAUCAACUCCUCAAUCAUUCAAAUGCUUUCUCCCUACUACCCCGCACCCCAUGGCGUGAUGCUGCUGUUAUCCUUAUGCUCAUCCAUCAGUUCAUAACAUUUGGAUUCGCUUGUACACCAUUGUAUUUUGUGUGGGAGAAAGUGAUUGGAAUGCAUGAUACGAAGAGCAUCCUGUUGAGGGCCUUAUGCCGGUUGCCUGUGGUCAUACCAAUAUGGUUCUUGGCAAUUAUAUUUCCUUUCUUUGGACCAAUUAACUCAGCUGUGGGGGCUCUUUUGGUCAGCUUCACCGUCUACAUCAUCCCUGCUGUAGCUCAUAUGCUCACUUAUCGAACUGCCUCCGCUCGACGGAAUGCAGCUGAGAAACCUCCUGCCUUCCUCCCAAGCUGGACAGCCAUGUACGUAUUGAAUGCAUUUAUAGUAGUAUGGAUACUUGUGGUCGGCUUUGGAUUGGGAGGGUGGGCUAGUAUGUCCAAUUUCAUCAAGCAAGUUGACACAUUUGGCCUUUUUGCCAAGUGCUACCAGUGCCCACCCUCGUCUGCUGCAAAAAACCAUUAA
Messenger RNA from Dovyalis caffra, 1527 nucleotides. The record is from the annotation of a GenBank genome assembly. Lineage: Eukaryota; Viridiplantae; Streptophyta; Magnoliopsida; Malpighiales; Salicaceae.